AUGCCCCGAUGCCCCUCGGGGGCCAUGGACGAGGGGCCUGUGGACCUGCGCACCCGGCCCAAGGCCGCAGGACCCCCGGGCGCCGCGCUGCCACUCCGCAAGCGCCCGCUGCGCGCGCCCUCCCCCGAACCCGCCGCCCCACAAGCAGCCGCGGGCCCCGGAGUCCCCUCGGAAUCACUAUGCGGUGGACCCGAGGCGCCGGUCGUCCCCGGGCCCCCACACGGCUUGCCCCGGCCAGAGGCGCUUUACUACCAGGGACCUUUUCUGCCCUUGUACCCUACCCCAACGAUGGGCUCUCCCUUUCCUGUGCUCAGCCUGCCUGCCCCUCUGUACCCCAUCUUGUGCUCGAUGGAACAUCCCUUGUCCACCGACAUCGCCGUGGCCAUCAACGCGGAUGAAGACGGAGACACGCCCCUCCACAUAGCUGUGGUCCAAGGCAACCUGCCAGCUGUGCACCGGCUAGUCACCCUCUUCCAGCAUGGGGGCCGAGAGCUGGACAUCUAUAACAACCUUCGGCAGACCCCACUGCAUCUGGCGGUAAUCACCACGCUGCCGUCAGUGGUUCGGUUGUUGGUGAUGGCCGGCGCUAGCCCCAUGGCGCUGGACCGCCACGGGCAGACUGCAGUUCACCUGGCGUGCGAACAUCGCAGUGCGACUUGUCUGAGGACUCUGUUGGAUAGCGCGGCCCCCGGCACUGUGGACCUAGAGGCCCGCAACUACGAUGGGCUCACCGCCCUGCACGUGGCAGUGAACACAGAGUGCCACGAAGCCGUCUUGUUACUGCUGGAGCGCGGCGCGGAUAUUGACGCGAUGGACAUUAAGAGCGGCCGUUCCCCGCUCAUCCACGCCGUGGAAAACAACAGCCAUAGCAUGGUGCAGUUGCUCCUGCAGCACGGCGCCAACGUGAACGCGCAGAUGUACUCCGGCACCUCCGCGCUGCACUCGGCGUCUGGUCGCGGGCUCCUCCUACUCGUGCGCACGCUGGUGCGCAGCGGUGCCGACAGUGGCCUUAAGAACUGCCACAAUGACACACCGCUCAUGGUGGCACGCAGCCGCCGGGUCAUCGACAUCCUGAGGGGGAAGGCCACACGAUCAGUUCCCACACCACAGUCAGAGCUUUUCCCUGAGCACAGCGCCACCACCUCUCCUGAGAGCAGCAGCCGCCUCAGCUCCAAUGGUCUUCUCUCUGCAUCACCAUCCUCUUCACCUUCCCUGUCUCCACCCAAGGAUCCCCCUGGAUUCCCCAUGGUUCCCCCCAACUUCUUCCUUCCUCCCUCAUCUCCACCUGCCUUCCUGCCAUUUUCUGGGGUGCUCCAAGCUUCCGGCCGGCCCGUGCUCCCCUCCCCAGCUCCAGGAGGCAGCUGA
Messenger RNA from Chrysochloris asiatica (Cape golden mole), 1365 nucleotides. It is a transcript of the gene BCL3, whose product is annotated as B-cell CLL/lymphoma 3. Gene Ontology annotation, molecular function: protein binding. The record is from RefSeq and is a predicted model, not a curated record. The transcript has 9 exons. Lineage: Eukaryota; Metazoa; Chordata; Mammalia; Afrosoricida; Chrysochloridae. The coding region runs from base 1 to 1365 and encodes 454 amino acids.